GUUGAAAAAUUAGAACGGGUCAUUUCAUUCAUUAGGGUUGAACCACGGAUGAACUGAACAAUGAACAUCAAUACAUCAUCUUCAAUCUUCGCUCGUUAAUCUCUCGGUCUGCAUCAACGAUUUCUUCACAUCGAAUCAGACACAGAUUGUUAAGGCCACCGGAGGUUGGUUUUCCGGCUUGAAAGGCAGGGCUGGAAUCAAGUCUGCUGACAAGAACGGAAACGGAUAUGUCGAUGAGUGCGAUAUUGAAAAUCUAAUCCAGUUUGCUCAGAAGGAAUUGGGUGUUAGAAUCAUACCAUAACAUAUGCAUAUUCCAGUCUGGUUCUUGAUACUUAGUGAGUUGUGGUGGCAAACAACAGUUUGUUCUUGCUUCAAUCAUGAUGGCGAAAUAUUACGAUAUUGAUGACAUCUUAGCAGAUGAAGAGCUUGUUCCAGCGGUGUUCCUCGAAGCAGUAAACGGAGUUGGUUUGCUUCAAUCCAAUGAAACAAACAGGAUAGAACCUAGGUCAAAGGUAGAAUUACCGUUCUGGCUCGCUAGUGAACUGCACCUGAGACAGGCAGCAUCCGUCAACGUUCCUCCAUGUUUCAAUAAGAAAACUCGAGAAGAAAUUGGGGCUGAUGGUGCACACGUGGACUUAAGAUCUCGAUGCUCGUAUUUUUAUCAGUUAGGAUGCAAGAUACUGCAAUUGAUCGGUGACAAAACUAUUGGAUCUUUACUCUUGGUUGCUUUCCAGAUAAGGUAUAAGGAAGUUUUAAUCAAGGCGCAUACAUCAGCAUCGGUACUGGCCCCGAAGUUCUUAUCGCUAUUAACGAAAGAAGAAACAAAAUUGUACGAUGCUGCUAAGUCAUCAACUGCGGCAUUUAAGAGCUGGCGUAUGGGUGGACCGAGGUUUCAAAAGGCGACCGUUCUUGGUAGAAAGAGGAAACCGAUUGGGGAGUAAUGUUCAUUAGGUGAACCAAGUGCUGCUAAUUAGCCGUUAGCCACUGCUCGUGUGGCUUACAUGCUUAUGGUUGGGUUUAAUAUUGUUGUAAAUCCGAGGAGUUUGAUGUGUCGUUCACAGUUCUUCUUGUAGGUUGAGACGAUCUGACACGGUGUUGUGUCUGUUUAUUUGGACUUUGGUAUUAACUGUUGAACUUUUGUUUCUAUCAAAUGUAUUAAUUAAUGACAUGCUAUUGGUAAAUUUGA
Messenger RNA from Helianthus annuus (common sunflower), 1186 nucleotides. RefSeq names its product DNA replication complex GINS protein PSF3. The record is from RefSeq and is a predicted model, not a curated record. Gene Ontology annotation, cellular component: GINS complex. Gene Ontology annotation, biological process: mitotic DNA replication initiation. The coding region runs from base 378 to 941 and encodes 187 amino acids. The transcript has 8 exons. NCBI's taxonomy places the organism in Eukaryota, Viridiplantae, Streptophyta, Magnoliopsida, Asterales, Asteraceae.